This is a messenger RNA of Ostertagia ostertagi, 279 nucleotides long. NCBI's taxonomy places the organism in Eukaryota, Metazoa, Nematoda, Chromadorea, Rhabditida, Trichostrongylidae. The record is from the annotation of a GenBank genome assembly.
AUGUUGAAGCAACGCGGUGAUGCCCAAGUGAAACUGAUUGACUUUGGCCUUUCGCGGUUGAUUCCACCCGGUCACACCGUCAAGGAUAUGGUUGGCACCCCCGAAUUUGUUGCGCCCGAAGUGGUCAAUUAUGAGGCUCUGAGUCCGGCGACAGACAUGUGGGCGCUGGGAGUUGUCACCUACAUCCUGCUGUCGGGUGGAAGUCCGUUCUUGGGCGACACGCGGGACGAGACCUUCUGCAACAUUACUGGGGUGAAUUACCACUUCACUGAUAGGUAA